This is a messenger RNA of Prosopis cineraria, 3711 nucleotides long. Its product is annotated as pentatricopeptide repeat-containing protein At1g63400-like. The record is from RefSeq and is a predicted model, not a curated record. NCBI's taxonomy places the organism in Eukaryota, Viridiplantae, Streptophyta, Magnoliopsida, Fabales, Fabaceae. Gene Ontology annotation, molecular function: protein binding.
UAUUCGGGAGACUCUUGCAUUGCGAAUGCUCGGCUCCGGGAGCCUCACAGAAGAGUUGAAGCCGCCGGUUGAACUUUCGUUUCAUUAGAGUAACAAGCUUUUGGUUCUGCAAAAUCCAUGUCUCUAUCAGUCCAUCUCUUUCUCUGUCUCCUUUCUAACCACACUAUCGGUGACUGUAAUUGCCCCCACCGACUCGAAGCACAUGUCCGUCAAGGCGAGUUUUGGAGGCAAGCUACAUCCUUUCGGGGCUUACUGUUUACAUACGUCAACCCAUUGAUUCCGGGCUAUUUCUGAAAGAUAGGAACUUGAGAGCAAAACUAGGCUGCUGGGGCGGAGAGCUCGCGGCAAUUGCUUUUGGUUGCGGAGAGUUUUCCAUUUUUCCAUGGUACCGUGUAUUGUGUAUUGAUGGUUGUAUAUCCAUGUCGACAAGAUAUGGAGUUGAGUCCGCUUGCUCCAGAGCAAAGUGCUCUCUUACAAAACAACGGUUACUUAGAUUGUAUUAUGCUGCUUCUUCGGCAGUGAUGUUGGAAGACCCUGUGUUUGAUGUAAGUCCUAGAGUAGAUUAUGCCAAUGUAAUGGUCAAUUUUGGAAGAAACAGCGUGAGACCUUCAAUUCUUCAAAGAAAGCGUAGUUUAUUUCCUAUAGUUGUCUCGGUGAUUAAAACCUCAAAUUGGGAGGCUGAACUUGCAAAAGAUAAAAUGUUCUGGAAAGCUGUAAGGCUGUAUGGAUUUUUUCAUUCAAUCACUUCCUUCAAAAUUAUUAUUCACAUUUAUGCUUCGGCAGGAAUGCGUAUGGAAGUGUUUGCUUUGCUCAAAGAUAUUGUUGGAUUCUAUAGGAAGGCCAAGUUCGAUACAUUCAAAUUGUUUCUGACUUUGUUAGAUUCACCUCAGCAUGUGGAACGAUCAAUUGUUGUGUGUGACAUGCUUAUAAAAGUACUUGCAUCCUAUUCCAUGCUUGAUGAUUCAUUUGAUGUGUUCAUGAGAAUUAAGCAUUUGGGGUUUGAACCUGGUGUAUUUUCAUGCAAUUUCUUGUUGAAAUGCUUGGUAGAAACAAACAGGGUGGAGUUGGUUGGAAAAUUAUAUGAAGAGCUAAAAAUCUCAGGUCCAUCACCAAAUAUCUACACCUAUACAAUUAUGAUGAGCUUCUACUGUAGAGGAGAUUGUGGGCAGGCUGUAGAUAUUGACCAAGCAACUGGGAUUUUUGAAGAAAUAUUUAGGAGUGGGGAAAAUCCAACCGUUUUCACAUAUAGUAUUUAUAUUCGUGGACUUUGUAAACUUGGUUCUGUUGCUGCUGCGCUGCAAUUUAUUCGUGAAUGUAGGUAUAGAAACCAGCCUCUCAAUAGCUAUUGUUUUAACUCUGUAAUUUAUGAAUAUUGUCAAAGAGGUGCAGUUCACGAAGCUUUGCAAGUCUUGCAAGAAAUGCGGAGCUUAGGCGUAUUGCCCGAUGUCUGCAGCUACAGUAUGUUAAUCCAUGCAUUUUGCAAAAAAGGGGAUAUAGAAAAAGGUCUUGACUUGAUUGAGGAAAUGGAACUCUAUAAUUUAGAACCAUCCAUAAUUAGUUACACAUCCCUUAUCUAUGGUCUAUGCAAGAGUAAGUUGAUGGAUGUUUCAAUGUCUAUGUUUCGGAACAUUGGUGCUUUUGGAUGCAAAUUUGAUCAUGUUGCUUAUGAAACUUUAAUCAAUGGAUUUUGCUGUGGAGGUGAUAUGGAUUCAGCCAAAAAGCUUAUGGAGGAGAUGAUUGCUAAUGAUCUGGCUCCUACUUCUUUUGGUUUCCAGAGUAUAAUUGGAGGAUUCUACAAACUGGGACUCUUAGACAAGGCAUUGGAAGCUUUAUAUUCCAUGCUUCAAGGCGGUGUCUUGCCAAAUACCAUCACUUGCAAUUUUAUUAUUGGUGGACUCUGUAGAGAAGGCCGUUUCAUGGAAGCCUUGACACUACUGGAAAGAUUCCAAGACCAAGGAAUUGACCUAAACUCACGUUCAUAUAAUGCUGUCAUCUACAGGCUGUGCAAGGGAAGACAUUUAAAAAGGGCAUGGGAGCUCCUUCCAAGAAUGAUGAAAAGGAAUGUACUUCCAGGAGUUGUUAAUUAUACAACUCUCAUAGAUGCUUUUGCCAAACAAUCAAAUCUGAAGAAGGCCUUAUGGUUAUACACAAAAAUGCUGAAAGUUGGAGUCACUCCCAACACCAUCACUUAUACAGUCCUUAUUAACACCUGCCGACUGGGCAGAAUGCGUGAAGCAUUUGGUUUUUACAAGAAAAUGAUAGAAAAUGGUUUGAAUCCAGAUCACAUUUCGUUUACAUCUUUAAUAACUGGUUGUUGUCGUACUGGACAUAUGAGAAGGGCCUGGGUAGUAUUCCAAGAAAUGUUGACGAAAGGCCUUUUGCCAGAUGUAUUUACCUACACGUGUUUGAUAGAUGGAUUUUGCAAGUUAAACCGGAUAGAUAUGGCCUCAUUUCUGUUUGAUGAAAUGAACAGAAAAGCAGUUACUCCUAGUGUUGUCACUUACACUGUUCUCAUUGAUUGGUGCCGUAAACAUGGAUAUGCAGAUCAGGCGCAUAGGUUGUAUCGUGAAAUGAGAGUAAAGGGUAUUUCACCAGAUGAUAUAACUCACAGGGUUCUUCCGUGAGGUGGUGGAGUAGAAGCCAAGGUUGCAUGAUAUCUUGAUGGAAAGCAAGCUUCAUCUCUCAAUUUGGGGAUCUUAUCUUCAGCCUGGACCACUAUGAACUUGCACCACAACAGUUGGUAUCUAUUUUUAGUUGCCUUUUCAUUAUGCAGAGAGCUGCAACGUGAUGCUGCUUUGCACCAUGCAAUGUAAUAUGUGGAUCCAAUGUGAUAGGAGAGGGACCAAUUGGUUUAGUUCUUGCCUGCUUGAAGUUGAUAUUGCCAAGCCUUCAGAUGAGAUGACACAAGAGUAGCGAGGGCAAUGUUCACUGUAAGUAGAGCUGGGGAUUUCCCAUUUGCUGCUCAAAGAUGCCAUUGGAACUCCUUGUCAGCCCUUCCUACUCCCCUUGAGCUUAGCUUGAGAAUUAUUACUCUGAUUCUGGUGUCAUUCAGUUGCAAACGGAGGUGAACCUUCUAACAUUGAAGAAGUUGAUUGUGUUAGCUGGCUGAUCACACGCAGAUAUUACAAGGUUCAAAUUUUGUGGAUGAAACAAAAUUACCUGGAGGGGGCUCUUUUUUUUUUUGGUGGUAAGAGGGGCUCUGUUUAUUUUAGACCGGAUAAUAUUGAAUAUAACAUGUAUCAAAUAUUCAAAUGUCAGAUAACUAUUAAAGCAAAAAAGGUCCAGAGGAGUUAAAUUUUUUUUUUUUUUGGGGGGGGGGGGGGGCACGGGGGCAACGUGAAUAACUAAAAUUUCAGUGACUGCGUUUUCACUUCUGCUAUUUCCGGUUCCUACUUAUCCUAUACUUCUCAAAUAAUUUCAGUGACUGCAUUUUCUGCACCUUGUAUGUUUUGCAGCUACAAGGCUAAAGCCUAAAAGGCGAUCACAGUAGCUUGUUACAAUAAUUGUGGAUAAAUUCAAAUAGGUGGAGAAUGAUAAAAAAUACUUUGAAAAUAUGUAAAUGAUUAGUAAGUAUGGAAAAGUGAUAAUUAUUAUUUAGUUUUUAAAUAUUUAUUUGUUAUUUCAAUUUUUGAUGGAAUGACAUGUUUGCCUUCAGUUGUUAUGCAGUGCGAAAUAACUACUGUAAUUGAGCUAUUGAUAAAAACAUAAUAG